ACCGCAGUGUCGCGGUUCUCUCUGAUUGCAGCCGACUGGAUGGUCCUUUGCGUCACUUGGCGCUCAACCUAUCAGACCAUCAGGAUGUCCCGGCUGGCUGGACUGGGCCAACGCGGAUGUGCAAGUAUUCUGUUGCACGAUGGCGCGUCAAAGACCUGCUAUUCGCGCGACUCGAGAUCGUGAUUCAUUUGGCCUCAGGGACGGCUUACUUCUUGGCAAUGCUCAUCCUCAACGUUCUUCACGUUGCUUUCACUUUGACUUCGGUGAACGGGGAGUAUGUCUCGAAUUCUCCGUGAUCCUCCUCUGAUAUUCCAUCAUGUCACUGCUACCGUUUUCAGUGCAACGAGCGCCGUGACUCUCUUCGAGGAACCGUUGACUUCUAUCCUCACGUCGAGAGUCUUCAUUGAUCUACAGAGGGUCGAGCGCAUAGUAGCCCGACGCUCUCAGUCGAUAUCACAAGAAUCGGAGCUCGCAUUUGAGUCUCAUGCGUCGUCGGGCACUCAUAGCUUCCUCGGAUCUAUCGAAUGUCAGCACUCCAUCCAUGGACAUUGGAGACGACAUAUAUGACGGAGAUGGAGAUCAUUCUGAGCCUGAAUCCGGUAGACUCGCUCGCAAGAGCAAUUUUGACACAUGAC
Molecule: messenger RNA, 635 nt
Organism: Dichomitus squalens LYAD-421 SS1
Lineage: Eukaryota; Fungi; Basidiomycota; Agaricomycetes; Polyporales; Polyporaceae
Exons: 4
Coding region: 277-567 (96 amino acids)
Source: RefSeq, a predicted model, not a curated record